Messenger RNA from Pseudopodoces humilis (Tibetan ground-tit), 488 nucleotides. NCBI's taxonomy places the organism in Eukaryota, Metazoa, Chordata, Aves, Passeriformes, Paridae. The record is from RefSeq and is a predicted model, not a curated record.
AUGGCGGCGCGGCCGCUCCCCCGCCCCCGCUCCGCGACCUUCUCAAGAUGGCGGCGGGUCUCGCGAGAUUUCGCGUUUUCGCGCGCCUGCGCGGCUGCCGACGUUGCCGCGGGGGCCGCUGGGAUCGCGGCGGACCCGGACGAUCAGCUCCUGGAGGACUCCAAGACUUUGGGCGACUGCGGCUUCACGAGCCAAACGGCGCGGCCACAGGCCCCGGCCACCGUGGGGCUGGCGCUGCGGAACGGGGAGGACUCGUUCGAGGGGCUCCGGAUCGAGCCGUUCUCCAGCCCCCCGGAGCUGCCGGACGUGAUGAAACCCCAGGACUCGACCGGCGCCGCCACCGACCCCCCCCUGCCCUGAGAAACGAACUUUGGGGCAAAUUCCGGGCAUUUCGGGACAUUCCGGGAUGUUCUGGGAAAUUCUGGGAAUUUGGGGGGGAUUUUUUUGGAGAUUUUUUGGGGAAUUUUGGGGGAAUUUUUUUUGAUUUU